Messenger RNA from Merops nubicus (carmine bee-eater), 1015 nucleotides. RefSeq names its product secernin 1 (gene SCRN1). The record is from RefSeq and is a predicted model, not a curated record. Gene Ontology annotation, molecular function: dipeptidase activity; cysteine-type exopeptidase activity. The annotation marks the transcript as partial. NCBI's taxonomy places the organism in Eukaryota, Metazoa, Chordata, Aves, Coraciiformes, Meropidae. The transcript has 5 exons. Gene Ontology annotation, biological process: proteolysis.
AGGGGGUGAAGUGCAUUUGCAAUCAGCUUUCAUUAACCACAAAAAUUGAUGCCGAGCAUCCUGAACUAAGGAGUUAUGUGAGAAGUCAAGGCUGGUGGAAUGGAGAUUCAGACUUCAAUUUUUCUGAAGUGUUCUCUCUUGCUGAUGACCAUUUAGCCUGUUGUUCUGUCAGGGAGAGCCUCGAAAAGCAAGGUGGUGAUGUUUCUGCACAAGCCAUGAUUGAUGUACUGCGUGACAAGGAUAGUGGUGUCUGUGUGGACUCUGAAUCUUUCCUUACUACAGCUAGCAUAGUGUCUGUUCUGCCUCAGGACCCUAGUUUUCCCUGUGUUCAUUACUUCACAGGCACGCCAGACCCUUCAAGGUCCAUAUUUAAACCUUUUAUUUUUGUUGAUGAUGUAAAAUCAGUACCAAAAGUACAGUCUCCUUCUUUUGGCAAUGAUGAUCCUGCUAAAAAGAUACCUCGGUUCCAGGAGAAACCAGACCGCAGGCAUGAAUUGUACAAGGCGCAUGAAUGGGCCCGAUCCCUCCUCGAGAAUGACCAGGAUAAAGGCCAGAAACUGAUGAGGAUUAUGUUAGACCUUGAGAAACAAGGCUUGGAAGCAAUGGAAGAUAUCCUUACUCGUACAGAGAUUCUGGAUCAUGCUGAAGUAGUGGAUCUUUUCUAUGACUGUGUUGACACAGAACUAAAGUUCUUCAAAUAAACUACAGUGGCUAUUGUUAGCCUUUUCAAUAGAAGACUGCAAAGUUCUUCAAGCCUUGAAAGAAAGUCUUCACACUUGUCAAUUUGCAGGAAAAGCAUUUCUAGAGGAAAAAAAUGUUACUUGCUAGCUGUAUUGGGUUAACAAAUUUCUUUCCUUUGUCCAAUCUCGUGGUGUUCCUGUUUGUGUAUGUAUAUAGUGAAAGGAGAAAGUCACUGACUGGUCCAAUUACUGUGUGCAUGCUGGCUAAUUUAGUACAGAAUGUUUAAAUAUGUAUGUUGGGCAACCAAUUAAAGCAAAGAUUAACUUCAUCAGGC